UUGUGCUCGGCAGCGGCGGCGGCGGCUGAAUAAAGUCGACGGGAGGAAGUGGCGAUUAAUGCAGCUCCACACCUUUCCGGUGUAGCAGCUCUGCGACCAGCUCGACUUAAAGGAGAAAAGACGAGAGCUGGUGCAUUUGUCGAGGCAGGAGGGGGAGAUAGGAGGGGGACAAGAAGUGGACUUCGUGUUUGGAUACAGGUGUUGCUGAGUCACUGAGGAUUUUCGUCGGUCUUGAAGUAGUCUCCUCUAGUGCGGCAGGAGUUAACCGGCGGGACGUUUAACGGAAUAACCGCUGACAGCUGCUUUUCUGCUCGGGUGGUGGUGAGGAGAACAAGGGCGCACCCGGUGAGGAGGACCGCCAGUCACAAAAAAAACGCAGACGGACUUUACAAGCAGCGAGGCUUUUUUCCGGGCCCUGUGUGUGUAACGGCGUGUCUGUAGCUAUCUGCAGUUUUUGAAAUCGGCACGGCCGGUGUUUUGUCAACGCAGCUUCAUCUGGAUCUGACCGAACACAAUGAAAGGCAGUCAACAGCUGCUGCCAUGCUCCUAGUUUAACACUGCCAUGUUGUGUGUUGGCUCUGAAAACAUUGUAGUACUCUGAACAUAAAGGUCACUGCACCCCCACACAGGUUCUCUACUCGUUAAAGUCGACCAGUGUUCAGUUUUAAUCAUGAGUGUGCAGUUUUGACUUUUCCCCCCACACACAUAUGCCCUGCUCUCAAGUUAUGUUCUCACAAGUAAGGCUAUUUGCCAAUCUGAAGCAAGAGUUACAGUGAACAAUCGACACGAUAUCUGACACUUUUUUUUUCUCUUGAGGAGCAAACAUAUUUAUGCACAAGGGUUCAAAAUGGGGAAAGUGCUCUCAAAAAUAUUUGGGAACAAGGAGAUGAGAAUAUUAAUGCUGGGACUUGAUGCUGCGGGGAAAACAACUAUCCUUUACAAACUGAAACUGGGACAGUCUGUCACCACAAUCCCCACAGUCGGCUUCAACGUGGAGACUGUCACCUAUAAAAACGUCAAGUUCAACGUGUGGGAUGUGGGGGGCCAGGAUAAGAUUCGUCCUCUGUGGCGACACUAUUACACGGGCACCCAAGGGUUAAUUUUCGUGGUCGACUGCGCGGACAGGGAUCGUAUCGACGAGGCGAGACAGGAGCUUCACCGCAUCAUUAAUGACCGGGAAAUGAGGGAUGCCAUCAUCUUGAUAUUCGCCAAUAAGCAAGACCUCCCUGAUGCCAUGAAGCCGCAUGAGAUCCAGGAGAAGCUGGGAUUGACCCGCAUCAGAGAUAGGAAUUGGUAUGUUCAGCCCUCCUGUGCGACUACAGGUGAUGGACUGUAUGAGGGCCUCACAUGGCUAACCUCAAACUACAAAUCUUAAUGAUUGAGUGCUGACUGUUUUAGGUCAAAACUAUAAUAAAGUUGCAAGUAACAAAUAACUUCUCAAAAUGAGUAUGGUUAAGAAAAAAAAGUUGAUCAUUUCCCAUUUAUUUUUAAUACCUUUACCCUGUGACUAAUUUAUCUUUAACUGGGUUUUCUGGCUUCAAUUUUGCUUGUACUCUUGUAGCAAGCUUAAAUCACAUUCAUUAUGUUUGGGGCUUGCUUGAUGAAUAUCUAAAGAAAUUGGUUCAAAUGCUAAAGCCACAGAGUUCACCGCCUUUGCCUAAUUCCUUUUUCCUGUUUUGUAUAUUUUUUCUAACAAAGCUGAAGUUUUUAUCUUUCUUGAACUACAGCUUAUUUCAAGGUUCUUCAGUCUCUGUCGUAGUUGAACUUGGAUCUUAUGUUUCUUCCAAGGUGCGAUCUUUCAUGUCAUGUAGCCUCCUUGGAAAGACUUGGAUACAGUAAUGUGAUGAAAAGUCUUUCUUCUCAAUGGUAUUGACAGCAGCAAGGGAAAAAAAAACCCACACCAUUGCUUAGAUUUCAUUAUCACCAGUCUUAUUACCAAUGCAAAUGACUUCAGACAUCUUUUGUUACCACUCCCAAUCCCCUCAUGUGGGCUAUAUAGUUAACUGAUUGACCUUUUGUGUCAUGUCUUGAAUCCUAAUUGUGCUGAAUAUUCAACAAAUAGGCCUCCAGUAACUCAUAAACAUGCUUGUUGCGAUGCAUUUUUAAUUUUGGGUCACAUGUCAAGUCGACCCAGUCUUUCCAAAGGAAUGUCAUACAGCUCUGAGUUCUCUCAAUCUGAUACCACAGUUGAUUAGUCUCAGUAUUGGGGACAUUAUAUGAUAGCCUAUAUCUGUAGCAUGAGUACGAAAGUACAGUCACCCCACAUCAGAGUCCAUCUGUUAUGCAGUCAGAGGGAGCUGUUUGCUGGUGAAAUGUUGAAAGACACCUUGUGUUUGCAGCUCUUACUCCUAUUUUGACUGGGGGAACCAUGUACAGAACAAUGUCAUUGUAAUGUCUUAUUAAAAAAGUGAUUUUAAA
This is a messenger RNA of Solea senegalensis (Senegalese sole), 2418 nucleotides long. RefSeq names its product ADP-ribosylation factor 6. Gene Ontology annotation, cellular component: cytoplasm. Gene Ontology annotation, biological process: vesicle-mediated transport; intracellular protein transport. The record is from RefSeq and is a predicted model, not a curated record. Lineage: Eukaryota; Metazoa; Chordata; Actinopteri; Pleuronectiformes; Soleidae. Gene Ontology annotation, molecular function: GTP binding; GTPase activity. Bases 848 to 1375 code for a protein of 175 amino acids. The transcript is spliced from 2 exons.